Messenger RNA from Odontomachus brunneus, 4780 nucleotides. Its product is annotated as monocarboxylate transporter 3. The transcript is spliced from 11 exons. Bases 1430 to 3871 code for a protein of 813 amino acids. Gene Ontology annotation, molecular function: monocarboxylic acid transmembrane transporter activity. Lineage: Eukaryota; Metazoa; Arthropoda; Insecta; Hymenoptera; Formicidae. Gene Ontology annotation, biological process: monocarboxylic acid transport; transmembrane transport. The record is from RefSeq and is a predicted model, not a curated record.
ACCUAGGGAAGGCGACGGCCGGGCGGUCGUUUUAUUGAUCCCGGGGCGCCGCGGCGCUACCCACCCGCGGCGGGAGAGAAACUUUUCUCUCCGGCGAGGAGGAUCUCUCUCUUCGUCCCUUUUCCCCGGCGUAUCGAGUUGAAACCGGCGGCGACACGCGUUCCCGGCUCUACUUCCUCGAGCGCCGCGGGAUCCUUCUCGAGCGUCAUCAACCUUCGCCUCCUGCGCCAAAGUUUCGCGGUGUAGUUAUCUCGGGAACCAGGUGGGUGUGCGCGACAUCGUCCCCGUCAUCGUAGUCGUCAUCGUCGGAACGUCGCGGUCGGUACCAACGCUUGGUAGCGGUCGCGCGACUCUAACACAUCGGAGAACAUCGGGGUAAGCUGCGCGAUCGAUCACCGUGAGAUAACCGCACAGGAGGGCACCGGUGAACCAGUGACCUGAGGACCUGAGGAAAAGUUUCUCGUCGAAUCCGCGCCGGUGGUGUCGCAACCUGACAUAAGUCUUGAGCAAUUGUCAAGCCGCGCGCGAUAUUUGCGAGCGAUAUUCGUGGAAAACUUAUGUGAGGAAAGCAAGACAGAGAGGAGAUACGGUAAUCGGAAAGUCGUUCUGCGAGAAACGAAGUGACGGAAAUACGAGGAUAUCAGGAAGACGAUCGGUGGUCAUAUGUUUCACACUGUCGUCCAAGUCAGCGCAAGCAGGUUACCGAGCUGUAUCGACUCGAUGUUGCCCCAGAUACCUCCUUCGGAGGUCGUCGUGGAAAUAGUGACGAAGAGGUCACCGGUGUCCACUUCGAGUUUUCACGACGACGGUAAAGAAUAACGUAAUGCAACAAGAACUAACUCGUCGAGAUCACUGAAACUUCCAAGCCAGAGUUCAAUUCCACGUUUGAACGUCAAGCUUGAACCCUUCCAAGCUCGUCUGCGUACGACAAACCUAAUCGGGAAACGAGAAGGCACAAGCACGGAAGAAGAGAGCACUACGGUGAACUCGCGGAAUCGAUUGUCCACCGUCACUUUUGACUGAAACUCGUCGUCAAACCGGAAGAGCUGAUUGCAGAGCAGACAACAGGAUCUAAUUCUUCGCGUGUUCAGCUCGGAAUAAAGUUAUCCGAGCAAGCAAGUGGCGUACCGUCGUCGCGAAUACACGGAGUACAACGGUAAGCAGGAGGCGUCAAGGAACAGAACACGAGGAGCGCUACGAGAAGGCAGGAAAUCGCGGGCUUUCUCGCAAAUGGACGUAGACGUAGCCGAGGAAGCUGCCAUCGAACAGCUACCGUGACUUCCGCGAUCCCGAUCCCGAUCGGGCUGGCGCCAAUGGGGGCGUCGUGAGGGCUGUGCCGCGACCCGGGUUGUUGUGUCGAUCGUCCGAGGGCUCGGUCGGUCGAGCUGGUCGACGCGUCGAAGCCGGACGGACGUUGCGCCGCUGAGAGAUGGGACCGGCCAGCAGCCGCGAACAGAUCGGCGAGCAGAUCGGCGACGACGACGGCCUGCAGAUCCAUCCGAAGACGGUAGCGAAUAGUGUUACGGAGAGCGAAUACUCUGUGGAAGAACAAACGAGAUUAACCGGGACCGAUGGACCAGGCGCUGAUGAAGCUUCUCCCGAGGACGAGGGUGGUUCGUUAUGCGAAUACCAUGACAUACCACCCCCACCGGACGGUGGCUAUGGUUGGGUGGUCGUAUUUGCAUCUUUCAUGUGUAACAUGAUAGUGGAUGGUAUCGCCUAUACUUUUGGUGUCUUUCUGGGUGAAUUCGUCAAGUACUUCGGUGAAGGGAAAGGCAAGACUGCUUGGGUUGGUUCGUUACUUUCUGGGAUGUACCUUAGUGCUGGUCCAGUUGUCAGCGCUUUAACUAAUAAAUAUGGCUGUAGAGCAGUGUGUAUGGCGGGAAGUUUCCUAGGCGCUGCCGCAUUUGUACUUUCAACGUUUUCGAGCAGUGUAAAUAUGCUUAUGGUGACUUACGGCAUUAUGGGAGGUAUUGGAUUCGGUUUGAUAUAUCUGCCCGCGGUAGUUUGCGUAGGCUAUUACUUCGAGACUAAGAGAUCCUUAGCUACUGGUAUCGCUGUAUGCGGAUCUGGAUUUGGUACUUUCGCAUUCGCGCCUCUCGCUACUAUGUUGUUAGAAGCGUACAGCUGGAAAGGAGCAAACCUAAUUCUGGCUGGCCUUAUUUUGAAUUGUGCAGUAUUCGGUGCGAUGAUGAGGCCAUUGGAAUACCCCAAAGCUUCUUCCGUUAAGCCACUGUUACAACGGAUGGCUGAAGAGAAAAGAUUUCAAAUGGAACGGGGUAGCAUCGGUGGGUCAUAUUUCAUGGUGCAACUGCCUGACGGUUCCAUGGAGAAAAGGAUGAAGAUGCCCAUCAAUAUAGAUCCCGGUGUUCACUCCAGCUUCAACCUAGACCAAUUAGUGCCUGUUCCAACGGUGCCAACCCUUCCCACUAUAUCUGAAGUGAAGGUACAAGAGCAUUCCUCCAGCGGAGCGACCAGCAAUAGUGGCAGUAUGGACUUGAAAAAUAUCUCGAGUAAAUCAAGAAGCAAGAAGAAUAUCGACGAAACCAAAGACACUAAAGACACAGAGAAACUUGAGAAUGAAUUUAACAAGGCUGUAAUCCCCAGAAACGCGUCGCAACCCGCUUUUACGACUCAUGUCCAAGGUUUGCCUAAAAACGGAUCCGUACCGUUCUUCGAUAGAAUCCGCAAGACCAGUACCGGGGAGCGCUACAAGCCUAGCCUUAGUGCAAUAAAGAACUCCAGAACGACACUCAAUUCCAACGGAGAUAUACGAAAGAGUCUGCACUUGAGACUCUCUACCAGCAGUGUAUUAGGGUCGCGAAACAAUAACGCUGAAGUCGAUGAUGGUGAGAGUAUUACCUUUACUACCAGUAAAACUAGUAUCCCAAAGGAAAAACCAAUGAUGGUCCGUCCCUUGUCGAGAAAGGAUAUUUUCUACAGCGGUAGCGUAGUGAAUUUACCAGAAUACCAAAGCCAGAAGUCUCUCGCCAAUUAUCGUCAAAGCGUUAUCUCUCUCCCUAAGUCAGUGCGCGGUGAUAUGAAAGAUGUCGAUGUGGAGAAAGCACCGCAACAACCUUUGUGUCCUUGCUUGGUAUUACCAGAAUCAUUUAAAGAGGCACUAGCGACGAUGAUGGAUAUGUCCUUACUGAAAGAUCCAGUUUUCCUUUUAAUCGGUAUCAGUAACGUGUUUGGAAUGGCUGGGUUGUAUGUUCCUUUUGUAUAUCUGGUGGAUGCUGCGACAUUAGAUGGGAUCGAAAGCAAUUCCGCGUCAUUUUUACUAUCUAUCAUAGGAAUAACGAACACGAUAGGUCGUGUGGCCUGUGGAUAUGUCGCGGACUUUCCGCAAGUUGAUUCCUUACUAUUAAAUAAUAUUUGCUUGAUUAUAUCCACGAUUGCAGUAGCCGCUACGCCAUUUUGCCAUAGUUACGCCGCUUACAUCGUCAUGAGCAUAUUUUUCGGAAUAGCAAUAUCUGGAUACAUCUCAUUGACAUCGAUUAUUCUGGUGGAUCUUUUGGGACUGGACAAAUUGACGAAUGCUUUUGGCCUGUUAAUUCUAUUCAGAGGGGCUGCCGCAAUAGUAGGUUCACCUUUGGCGGGCGCUGUUUACGAUGCGACGCAAAGUUACAGUAUCCCGUUCUUCAUGGCAGGGUUCUUCUUCUUCGUGAGCACUGUUACCAGUUUCAUGGCCCCUUUUAUGAAACGGUGCACUACACCGGAAACUCAACCUGUGAUAUUAGAUACAUUGACUCCGAUUGACGAAGAUAUCGAGGAGGAAAAUGAGGACGACAUACCGGAAAUAGUAGAAACCGCGCCGUCACCGUUAGAGCCACCCGAGAAGGAGAUCAAGCAAAUAGAGUCUGUUUUAUAAGUACUUCUGAUCUUUUUUAAACGGACAAACAAAAUCGCCUUCACUCCGAGCCACACUGUGAUAGGGCUGCUACUUUUUGAGGUCUCAAGCAAAAGGUACUUCUUUGUUACACACUUAAUCGAUACAGCACAAAUUAGCGGCAUACCUGAUGGGAUUUUCAAUUAGUACUUACAAUGUGAACUCUAUGUGCGGUGCACAAGUCCUCUUAAUUUUUCUAUUUUCGAACUGACGGACGACACACACACACAUGCACAUACACAGGAAAAUGCCAUCAGGUACGGACACUUAGUUGCCUACGUGUAAUAGCGAGUGAUAGAUAGUACGUUCUAAUUAACCUAAUCAGUAUCAAUCGAACAGUAUAGAGAAAGAAAAGAAGAUAAAAAAAAAUUGCUCUUGCACGUGCAUAUCGAGUAAUCUUGGGCAAGUUAUUCAUCUGCAUCAUAUAGGAGUACAAUACUAUAAUUUGGAACAAGGAUCAGUCAAUACGAUCGGAUGAUCGUCUUUAAUCAUGACGUUCAAUUACGAUAUUGCACAUUAACUUCAAUGACUUACUAAUUGUUUCCAACGCGCGCGUUUUGUUUUUGAAACUGUUUCGUAAAAAUGAGUCGUGUACGAAACAACGACGAUCAUUUUCAGUCCGAUCAACGUACCAAUUGACACGUUUGACUAUCGACGACACAAUUGACUAUCCUUGAUCGAUCUAGAUCCCACCUAUGCGACACGUUAGUUAAAUCUAUUUUUGGCCACAUCCAAAGAUACAACUUGAAUUAUUCAUGAUUCAGAGAGAUAUUUUCUUGCAUACUUGCGAUAAAUGUAUAUAAGCGAGCGAGCGAGCGAGAGAAAAUGAGCGAGCGAGAGAGAAUCGUAUGUGAAUUUACGCGCAACUCGUGUGUAUCGUUGUUGCAGAAU